This is a messenger RNA of Phytophthora infestans T30-4, 714 nucleotides long. RefSeq names its product secreted RxLR effector peptide protein, putative. Lineage: Eukaryota; Oomycota; Peronosporomycetes; Peronosporales; Peronosporaceae. Bases 1 to 714 code for a protein of 237 amino acids. The record is from RefSeq and is a predicted model, not a curated record. The transcript has a single exon.
AUGGCCAAAAUGACAACCAAGUCAAGUUCGAGAGCUCUCUCCAUCCUGAAAGUGCUGGCUGUAGUCACACUAUUGACAACCCUCAACGCUGUCUCUGCCUCGACGUCCACGAAGGUCAACACGCAGUUGCAUGCUCUACACUUUGAUCGGAACGACGUCUCCUCUCACCGUUUCUUGAGAGCGGCCACAGUCCAAGAAGAGAGGAAGCUCGGUGUAAGUCUCCCAGGUCUUGGACAGGCCGCAAGCAGCACCAAGGCCUGGGCUGCCAACCUCAUCCAGAAGCUCCAGUUAAAGUGGUGGCAACUACGAAAGAAAUCUCCGAAUGAUAAGCUAAAACUGCAGCAGGCAGAAAGCAAUCUGUUCGAAAGCCCGACGUUUACCAAGUGGGUCACAUACGUCACAAAGAACAGCAAGGACACCCCGGAGACGGAAAUCUUCUUGACACUGGCAUUUCACUACCGUGACGCUCCUCUGGCCAAGAUGUUGGCUGCAGCUAAAGAAGUCGACAGCACGAGAGCUCUGGCCUCUAAACUGGAAGGAAUUCAGUCCUCUCGUUGGAUUGAGGCGGUAAAUCCCCCGCCGACGUAUUCACAUUGCUGGCGCUUGAGAAGGCCGGCGUGCAUGUCUUUUCAAACCCUCAAUUUGCCAGGUGGACGAACUACAUCGCUCAAGCCAAGACGGCAGACGCAGACGCGUUCAUUUACCGAACUUUGA